AUGCAUCUGAAGAGAUUCUUGUGGGCAGGUUUCAACCGUAUUUUCCCCAAAGACAAGCAAGCCAGCUGUGUAGGCAGCCAUCGCAUGUGCAUGCACUGCUCCAUGGGUCCCAAGAACAUACGCUCAAGAGUUCCUCCCCGCUUCCGCCAUCACCCGAGCUUCCUGCUCAGGCACCCAAACCACCUUGACUCCUGGAUACCAGAAACAGAUGAUGAGACGGCUUCUAAGUGCUGCUGGAUGCCGUCUCAGUGUGGACGGGCUUGGGCUUCCACGGAGGCUCCACGGGGACUGUGGAAGGAGGGGCACGCUACCCCCCAAGCCAAGACCCACUCCCCAGCCCUCACCCCUGAGCACAGCCCUGCCCAGGUCCAUGGCCCUGAGCACACCUCAGCCCAUACCCCAGCCCAGGCCCAGGCCCCCUCACAUGCCUCAGCCCAGUCCCUGGGCCAUACUUCUCUCUGCACCCUGACCCAUGCUCAUCUGACCUAUACCCAUGCCAACACUCUGGUCCCUCCCCCAACUUCUGCCCCUGCUACUACUACUGCCCUAGCCCCUACACCAGCCACUGUCCCGAUCUCUGCCACAACCUCUGUCCCAGCACUGGUCAUGGCCCUGACGACCACUCCAGUCCCUUCCACCACCCCUACCCCCAUCCUAGAUUCUAUUCCCUCUACCUUGUCUGCCUUCAGCCAAGGCCUCUCCUCUGGCCAUGUGGUCUACUAUGCCCGCAGCAUAAAGCAGAACUUAUUCCAUGUGUGUCCCACUCAGAACUCUGGGUAGUCCAGAAAUGAUUUGGGUACCCUCUCCAGGCCCCAAGAGGGGCGUGGUCUGGUGAGCUCUGGUACAGCUGAGCAAACACUGAAGCAAUGUAGUGGGGACAGUGCCAAGCCCUCCACAGGAUCCAUACUGGGUUACGUGGAGUUGGGGAAUAUGGAAUGGAAGAUCUCAAAUGAUGCCAAAGACAAAUUUGUACAAUCCAAGACCUUCGCUUACUGUAGCUUCCACCCUUGCCAGUCUGAGAAGAGAAACAUGGAUCCCCAGACUCCAGUCUACCCCAAAUUCCUGGUGUACUCCAAGGAUGAUGCACCUUCUCAACCUUGCUUCCAUUCUGUGACCAGUGCCCAGAGCUCACCAUGCACCAUGCCCCCCCCAUGCACUCUUUCUCUGCCUCUUGUUUCUCCCAGAUCCUUUGUCCUUCAUCAACACAGCAACCACCAGAAGCCCUCCACCUUAAUACAAACCCCCACCUUUCCCCCAACCUCCAAGUCUCCUCAGUCUGUCCUCUCUCCCCAGGGCCCCAUCCCUCCCCAGUUAUCCACUACUUCCCAAACCCAAAACUAGCCCCAACCCCCUGAACUUCAUGAGAGUCUAGGUCUCAAUCAAGGCUCUGUCCUCCAAAGGACCCCAGGCCUUACCGGAGACACAGGCCUCCCCAAGAACCCAGGCCUUGUUCAAGAUCCAGUCCUCCAGGAUCUUCGAGGCCUUACCGAACAUCCUUACCUCUGCAAGAAUCCAAGCCUUUCCCAAGACUCUGACCUUCACAAGAAUCCAGUCAUUACCCAAGAUUCUGGCUCCCAGAAGAUCUUAGGUUCUACUCUACAUGGACGUUUCUUUAAAAGGCCAUACAUCACCCAACCCUCUGACCUCCACAAGAACACAUCAUUUCUCCAAAGUUCUUACAUUCAGAGGAGCUCAGCCUUUAUGCAUGAUUCUGGAGUCUAUAGGAAUCUAGAACAAAACCAAGAGCCUGUACUCUAUAAAAGUCGAGGGCUUUCUCAAAAAACUCGCUUCCAUAAUAGCCCACACCCUUUUCAAGAUUCUGGAUGUGACAAGAGUACAGGUAAUGCCCAAGAUUCAGGAGUCUCUAGGAGUCCAGACUUUACUCAAGAUUCUGGGCCACAGAAGAGUCCAUACCUUGCCCAAGACUCUGCAGUCAACAAGAGCUCAGUCCUUUGCCAGGAAUCUGGUCUCCAUAAGAGCCCAGCCCUUGUGCAAACCCCUCACCUCCAUAAGGGCUCAAUCCUUACACAAGACUCAGGAGACUACAAGAAUCCAGGUCUGACCCAAGAUUCUGGAGUCUGCAGGAGCCAAGGCCUUACUCAAGAUUCUGACCUCCAUAAGAAUCCAGGCCUUACCCAAGCCACUGAAGUCAAAAGGAGAUGUGGCCUUACCCAAGAUGCUGGAAUUUACAGGAGCUCAGAUCAUACCCGUGACCCUAAGUUCCACAAGGACACAGGAAUUAAUCGAGAUCCUGGCCCCCAUAAGGGUCCACCCCUUACUCAAGACUCUGGCUUAUCCAAGAGACCAGGCCUCCAUAACAACUCAUGCCUUAUCCCAAACCCUGGCCUUCACAAGAACCCUCUGGGAACUGACUUUGUCCCAGUUUGGGGCCCACAUCAGACCCAAAAGUCAUUUAUAUCUGAGACAGUUCCUCGAAAGGAGGAUGCAGGGCAGCACAUACCAUGGACUUCUGUCCCACCCAGUCACAACUCCUGCUCUGCCAAGGCUCAGGGGGCCUACAAUGACCUGCUAACCUCCUUGCAGCGAACAGGCAGCCAAGACUGGGUGUACCACCCCAUUGAUACAGUUCCUCCAGCCUGCCAGAACUAUCGCCAGAUGUCUACGCCUCCAGAAACCAGCUGGAAGCCCUACUGUCCUGGUUCAGGCACCCGGCUAGGGCGUGUGGUCUUUGACGCCUGCCGGAGACAGCGGGCAGGGACAAGUGCAAAGCUCUGUCUCCCAGGCGCCUUCACCGAGAGACAUCCAACUGCCGGAGUCCAGCUCCAGCGAGUCCAGGGAUAA
Mesoplodon densirostris (Blainville's beaked whale) is the source of this 2802-nucleotide messenger RNA. RefSeq lists its product as uncharacterized. Gene Ontology annotation, cellular component: cytoplasm. Gene Ontology annotation, biological process: flagellated sperm motility; sperm individualization. The transcript has 3 exons. The record is from RefSeq and is a predicted model, not a curated record. NCBI's taxonomy places the organism in Eukaryota, Metazoa, Chordata, Mammalia, Artiodactyla, Ziphiidae.